GUUUACAACGGAAUCGGGACGCCGGGCGCGAGUGGAGCUCAGUGCCAGAGGAGGGAUUCCCGGCGCCGGGGGACAGAGCCCCUUUCUUUUGCUGAAAGACCCUCUCUGCUGGGGAGCCUCUUGUGUCCAGCUUAGGCCCGCGUGCAGCCCCGACGGAUGACCGGCUUCUUGGCAAGUGCGUGGAUCCUCCUCCCUUCGGCUCCCUUUUUUACAUGCAGUGGGGGUUGAAUGAAUGCGCGCGCUGUAAGCAAUUAAAUGGUUCCUGGCUGCAUCCUAGAGCUCUUUGAUUAGAGUUACAGUUUGUGGAAGGCCUGCCGUGUGCCAGCCUCUGCUAUGCACAGUCUUUCGUUUCAGCUCCCCCCAAACCGAGCAGGAAAGUGAAUAAACUUAAUUGAGAAUGUCUGAAAACCUUGACAAGUCCAAUGCAAAUGAAGCAGGAAAAUCAAAAUCCAAUGAUUCUGAGCAAGGCCUUGAAGAUGCUGUGGAAGGUGCUGAUGAAGCCUUACAGAAAGCAAUAAAGUCAGACUCCACCAGCCCCCAAAGAGUGCAAAGACCUCACUCUAGUCCUCCUCGCUUUGUGACGGUAGAAGAACUUCUAGAGACAGCAAGAGGCGUCACCAACAUGGCUCUAGCCCAUGAAAUUGUAGUAAAUGGAGACUUUCAGAUUAAACCAGUUGAAUUACCAGAAAACAGCUUGAAGAAAAGAGUAAAGGAUAUUGUACAUAAAGCGUUUUGGGAUUGCUUGAGUGCACAGCUAAGUGAAGACCCCCCAUCAUAUGACCAUGCUAUUAAACUUGUAGGAGAAAUCAAAGAGACUCUCUUAUCUUUCUUGCUGCCUGGCCACACUAGACUGAGAAACCAGAUAACAGAAGUCUUGGAUCUGGAUCUGAUAAAGCAGGAAGCAGAGAAUGGGGCCCUAGACAUUUCCAAGCUGGCAGAAUUCAUUAUUGGCAUGAUGGGGACACUGUGUGCACCUGCUCGAGAUGAGGAGGUUAAGAAACUAAAGGACAUUAAGGAAAUAGUGCCCCUUUUCAGAGAAAUUUUUUCUGUGUUGGACCUAAUGAAAGUGGACAUGGCCAACUUUGCUAUCAGUAGCAUCAGGCCUCAUCUCAUGCAGCAGUCAGUUGAAUACGAGAGGAAGAAGUUUCAGGAGAUUUUGGAAAGGCAACCAAAUUCCCUGGAUUUUGUCACCCAGUGGCUGGAAGAAGCCUCAGAGGACCUUAUGACUCAGAAGUAUAAACACGCCCUGCCAGUCGGGGGAGCAGCUGCUGGCUCUGAGGACAUGCCCAGGCUGAGCCCUGUUGCUGUCCAGAAUUAUGCUUACCUGAAGCUUCUGAAGUGGGACCACCUCCAGAGGCCAUUCCCCGAAACAGUUUUGAUGGACCAGUCUCGCUUCCACGAGCUCCAGUUGCAGUUGGAACAACUGACCAUCCUGGGGGCUGUGUUGCUGGUCACCUUCAGCAUGGCAGCCCCAGGAAUUUCCAGCCAGGCUGACUUUGCUGAGAAACUCAAGAUGAUUGUGAAAAUUUUGCUAACAGAUAUGCAUCUACCCUCCUUCCAUCUGAAGGAUGUCCUCACUACCAUCGGGGAGAAGGUAUGCCUGGAGGUGAGCAGCUGCCUCUCCCUGUGUGGGUCCUCCCCCUUCACCAUGGACAAGGAGACCGUGCUCAAGGGCCAGAUCCAGGCUGUGGCCAGUCCUGACGACCCCAUUCGCAGGAUCAUGGAAUCUCGAAUCCUGACCUUCUUAGAAACCUACCUUGCCUCAGGUCAUCAGAAGCCAUUACCCACAGUCCCUGGGGGACUCAGUCCAGUUCAGAGAGAGCUGGAGGAAGUUGCUAUUAAAUUUGCUCGCCUGGUCAACUAUAACAAGAUGGUCUUCUGUCCCUACUAUGAUGCAAUCCUCAGUAAGAUCCUCGUCCGAUCCUAACGUGUAUGCACCUACAGCAGCAGUAUUACUCACUCGCCGCAGAAUACCUGUUCUCAACUCUAAUGUUGCAUUGGAAAAUGGCUGUAUAGUACCUGUCUAUUCAACAGCACCGAUUCCAAAAGGAAGAAUAUUAUGUAUCACUGUUGGAAAGAUUCGUUGAAAAAU
This is a messenger RNA of Saimiri boliviensis boliviensis (Bolivian squirrel monkey), 2092 nucleotides long. RefSeq names its product t-complex 11 like 1 (gene TCP11L1). Gene Ontology annotation, biological process: signal transduction. The record is from RefSeq and is a predicted model, not a curated record. Lineage: Eukaryota; Metazoa; Chordata; Mammalia; Primates; Cebidae.